AUUGGUCAGGGCGGGUCACCUGCAUCAUAUAUAAUCCUCUCACACAGUUGUAGAGGUACUAGAGCUGCUCUUUUCAACAUGAUGGCUGUUUGGGUGAACUCAGGGGCUUUGCUCCUUGUUAUGCUGACUGGUGUGACUUACGGCUACCCUGCAAAGCAAGGUUUUGAUCCCAGCUCCUCCUCCAGCGGUGGUUAUGGGGCGUACCCUGCUUCUGCCGGUUCUACCUCAGGUGUGCUGUACGCUCCUGCAGCUUCUGGCUCUGGGGCUGCAUCUAAAGGUGCCACAUAUCCAGCUAGCUAUCCAUCUGGAGGACCUAGUUACCCUCAGCCCAGUGUCGAGAGACAACCAAGUGCAUCUUCCUACAGCUCUAAUUCUUACGCUGCUGCACCUGUAGCUUCAGGAUAUGCUGGCCCCUCGUUUGUAGGCUCAACAGGCCCAAGCUAUGCUCAACCCACCUUUUCCCAAGAUGUCAACUGGGCCAUGGCUCCACCCAGUCCUCUAUCUGGCGACGGUGCUUCCUCAAGACCUAGUGCUAGUGGGUUUUCUGGCCCUAGCAACGUGAGUCCACCUCGCCCUCCAAGCCCUCCACAGUUCCAGGGAGGUGAGUUGAACAAAUAUUCACAGAUCUCUGAGUAUGGUGACUCAGAAUCUGAGACGGAAGAACAAGGCUUCCUACCAGCACCACCACUGCCUCAUGGUGCCCCAGCUUUGAGCGGAGAAGACUCAUCCGGCGACGUCCAGCCAUCAGGCCCGGAUACCCGCUUGGCUCAGUCUUUUUAUCCUCAUCCCUAUCCUUAUGACUACCUGUUCCUGACUGGCCAGUAUCCUCCAGGCACGAUCACUCACUCCAGCAGCAGUUUUGAACAGGGGGCAGACGGCUAUCAAGACACUCACUACAUAAGGUACUACUAUCCUGCCAGCACUGGUAUUGAGCAGGUCAAGAUGUCUCCACCUGCUUUUGAGGUCCCUCAGAGCGUCCAGCAGCCCAGCCAACCUGUGAAGAAAAGCGUUGGACACACUAGCUACAAUCCGAGUGGUGCAGCAACUGGAUACAGCCGGCGCUAUGGAGCAGCAGGCGGCUACGGUGCUCGUAAGGGUAACCAGUAAUUGAAGCCAUGCAGACUUGAUCUCCAUUUAAAAACCAAUUAAAAAAAA
This is a messenger RNA of Acanthopagrus latus (yellowfin seabream), 1155 nucleotides long. RefSeq names its product atrophin-1-like. The record is from RefSeq and is a predicted model, not a curated record. Bases 79 to 1107 code for a protein of 342 amino acids. The transcript is spliced from 5 exons. NCBI's taxonomy places the organism in Eukaryota, Metazoa, Chordata, Actinopteri, Spariformes, Sparidae.